UCAGGAGAUGAUUCUGGAGAUGGAUCAGGAAUUGCAUCAGGAGAUGGCUCUGGAAUUGGUUCAGGAGAUGGCUCUGGAAUAGGUUCAGGAGAUGGAUCAGGAGAAGGAUCGGGAACUGGAUCAGGAGAUGAUUCUGGAGAUGGAUCAGGAACUGGAUCAGGAGAUGGCUCUGGAAUUGGUUCAGGAGAUGGAUCAGGAACUGGAUCAGGAGAUGGAUCAGGAACUGGAUCAGGAGAUGGAUCAGGAACUGGAUCAGGAGAUGGCUCUGGAAUCGGUUCAGGAGAUGGAUCAGGAGAAGGAUCUGGAACUGGAUCAGGAGAAGGAUCAGGAACUGGAUCAGGAGAUGAUUCUGGAGAUGGAUCAGGAAUUGGAUCAGGAGAUGGCUCUGGAAUUGGUUCAGGAGAUGGAUCAGGAGAUGGAUCAGGAACUGGAUCAGGAGAUGGCUCUGGAAUCGGUUCAGGAGAUGGAUCAGGAGAAGGAUCUGGAACUGGAUCAGGAGAAGGAUCAGGAACUGGAUCAGGAGAUGAUUCUGGAGAUGGAUCAGGAAUUGGAUCAGGAGAUGGCUCUGGAAUUGGUUCAGGAGAUGGAUCAGGAGAAGGAUCUGGAACUGGAUCAGGAACUGGAUCAGGAGAUGGCUCUGGAAUCGGUUCAGGAGAUGGAUCAGGAGAAGGAUCUGGAAUUGGUUCGGGAGAUGGAUCAGGAGAAGGAUCAGGAACUGGAUCAGGAGAUGAUUCUGGAGAUGGAUCAGGAAUUGGAUCAGGAGAUGGAUCUGGAAUUGGUUCAGGAGAUGGAUCAGGAGAAGGAUCUGGAACUGGAUCAGGAGAUGGAUCAGGAACUGGAUCAGGAGAUGGCUCUGGAAUCGGUUCAGGAGAUGGAUCAGGAGAAGGAUCUGGAACUGGAUCAGGAGAUGGAUCAGGAACUGGAUCAGGAGAUGGCUCUGGAUCUGGUUUGGGCGAUGGCUCUGGAAUAGGUUCAGGAGAUGGAUCCGGAGAGGAUUCAGGAGAUGGUUCAGGAGAUGGAUCUGAAAAUGGGCUCAUCACCACCAUAGCAGACCUGGUUUUCAACAGUUCCGUCAGUGUGCCCCGCAUCCAUCAGGUGGUGGAAACCCUGGAGCAUA
Messenger RNA from Anguilla anguilla (European eel), 1117 nucleotides. RefSeq names its product nipped-B-like protein B. Lineage: Eukaryota; Metazoa; Chordata; Actinopteri; Anguilliformes; Anguillidae. The coding region runs from base 92 to 970 and encodes 292 amino acids. The record is from RefSeq and is a predicted model, not a curated record. The transcript has 3 exons.